Molecule: messenger RNA, 1005 nt
Organism: Haplochromis burtoni (Burton's mouthbrooder)
Lineage: Eukaryota; Metazoa; Chordata; Actinopteri; Cichliformes; Cichlidae
Product: TLC domain-containing protein 2
Exons: 5
Coding region: 72-821 (249 amino acids)
Biological process (GO): phospholipid homeostasis; regulation of membrane lipid distribution; plasma membrane organization
Cellular component (GO): plasma membrane
Source: RefSeq, a predicted model, not a curated record
UUUUCAUAAAGCGUGUUUCCACUGAGGUAUGCACUGGACAUGCGUGAGGUGAACUCCGCUCAACUAUUGUUAUGGAUUUGAAAUCAACACUUCUGCUCACUGGAGGCUCUGCCGGCUCUUUCAAACUGCUCAAUGCAGUCAUCAGAGUCCUGCCAACACCGCAGCCGGCACAGAGGAAAGCCUGGAAAUGGAGGAAUGUCAGCACGUCGUUAGCUCACAGCUGCCUGACAGGAGCGGGGGCUGUUUUAUGCUUUUACCGUCACCCUCAGAUGAUGGAGGACCUGAUCUCUUUUUGCUCCCUGCACUCCCACAGUCUUGUAGCUGUAUCCACAGGGUAUUUUAUCCACGACUUCCUAGACAUGGCCUUGAACCAGCCCUUCAAACAGUCCUGGGAGCUACUCCUCCACCACUCUUUGGUGAUCUCAUGCUUCGGUUUGGCUGUGACGUCCCGCCUCUAUCUGGGUUUUGCAGCGGUGUCUCUGCUGGUAGAGAUCAACUCUGUUUUCCUUCAUCUCAGACAGCUCCUCAUCCUCUCAGGACGGAGGAACAAGCCAGGCACUGAACUCACCGCCCCUCAGCCCUCUCUCGCCUACAGCAUCACCAGCUGGCUCAACGUGGGAACGUUUCUGGUGUUUCGUGCCUGCACGCUGGGCUGGAUGAGCCGCUGGCUGGCCGGUCACAGUGAACACAUUCCUCGUUAUGUCCUGAUGAUGGGGGCCGCCGGCCUGAGUCUCAUCUCCACCAUGAACGUGGCGAUGUUUUAUAAAAUGUUUAAAGCGGACAUUCUCAAAAACAUGCGCAAUACCACUGAGAGCCACUAGGGGGAAGCAGAGCUGUGUUACUCCUGCACAAGUGACUUGAAUCCGUUUUCUACCUCAUCACGUGGUUAACGCUGCACUUGCAAUUCAUUUUCUAUGCAACGGACUAAGCAAAUAUGUUUUGUUUACAGGCGUAACACAAAAUAAAAUAAAAUAAAAUGUGGAUGCAUAAGAUAAAGUGUUUGGU